ACUAUAAAAUCGUGUUCUUGUGUGAGUUAUAUAUAAGAUAAGUUGGCGACCAAAAUUUACGAUCUGGCGACCGAAAUUUUUCCGUUACUCGCCAGCUGGGUCCCGAACGAACAAGUUAAUUUCGAGCCCUGUUACUGUAGUUGGGUUAUUCAGUCAAGUCUUCUUUCAAGUCUGAAAUCUUCACAUCAAACCCACGUAUUCCAACUUUCUGGUGGGGCAAAUUUUAAUUGAGGGUAAUUUCUUUCUUAACGCCCACUAAAAGUUCAGGAAGUGGCUGGUGUGGCAUUGUGAGGAAUUCACUAGGAAAACAACACAACCAAAUUUCCUUUUACGUAGUUCCCUUGACGUAUUUCGUCAACAAUGUGCACAGUUCUUGACAGGUUUACCAACAUCGACAAGAAGCACGUACAUGCAAGACACCAGUUUUAAAUCUUAAAGUGCUUUAAGCAGGCGGUCUUAACGUUUAAGAACGCUGAAAGAAGUGAGUGUUCCUGGGUAUGAAACAACCUCGUUCCCAAGGUCUCGGGAAGAUGAGAGACCCUGGGAACGAGGUUGGGGAUGAAACUGUUGCCCGGCAGAAGAUCACGUGAUCAAUUACGUUAUUACUGUUUACGACAGGUGCGAGAUAACAAAAAUAUCCACCUGCAGAAAUAAAUUCAAAGCAGUCUGAAAAACAUUAAUUACAGAGACAAAAUACAUCCUUUGUCUCUUGUCGAACUUAGUGGCCAUUUUAAUGGAAAGGAAACAGAAACCUUUUGGUUGCGGAUUAAUAAAGCCAGUCAGAGGAAAUUCUCCAAAUGCGUCCAUUUUUUAAACGUUUUUUUAAGUCUAUUUUAGAGCCAAGCAAAAAAAGGGAAUUUUUGUGUUUUCAUAUGACAGCUAUUACACUAUUUCCACUUUAAUCGUACCUUAGACAAAAGCAUUUGAACUUAUAUUGUAAACUAAUCGUUUGCUUACUCUUGAAUAUAAUUUUUUCCAAAAGCACCCCAUUUAGACGAAACCAGACUUCUAUUUCCUGUUUUCUGUCCUUACAUUUUUAUUCAAAUGACGCUUUUGAAUCACAAACGGACUAGAAUAUCCAUAAAGUCGCAUGCACAGUCGGUAAAGACAUUUACAGCACGACCUCAGAUCGUUCUCUAAUACAUUAGUUUUGAUUCGCGGAAUUUAACGCUCCGAAAUGUCGUUAAGUCUGUCAGUCACGAUCACCGAGACGACCAUCCUCAGUUUCAUUUGUUUAGUGGCUCUAAUCGGUAACUUGAGCUUAUACAUCAUCGUUUACAAGAACAAAGAUCUUCAAACCAUCGCCAACUUGUACAUUCUAAACCUGGCCGCGGCAGACAUCAUGGUGUCAGUUCUAAGCAUUCCAUUCACUGUAGUGACGGUCAUUACAGGACGCUGGCUGUUCGGUGAUACAGCUUGUGUGGCGCUCGGCUUUUUCACGAUUUUAUCCUUCAUUGCGUCUGUGAUGUCUCUUGGUAUGAUCGCUAUCAACCGAUAUUUUUACAUCGUCAAGUGGAACACUUACAAAAAGACUUUCUCGAAGAAGAAAAGUUUGCUCUACGCUGCUGCAGUGUGGGUCGUGUCGAUAUCUUUGGCUUCUCCUCCACUUUUCGGCUGGGCAGAAUACCGCUUCAUUCCUGGAAAAUCCUACUGUUUCGUUUACUGGCCUUCAGAUGUGUACUUCAUGUAUUUCAUGAUCUCAGUCUGCUUUUUCGGGCCCCUUUCCGCGAUCGCUUUUUCAUAUUACAACAUUUUGACGUUCACAAAGAACUUGAAAAGGCGAAUUGCGGUUUCAAGGAAUAACCUCGCACCGCCGCCUCAACUCGAAGCGCCUUUAGCAGGAAAGGAAACCCAAAACAGCAACCAUCCAGAUAACAAACUAGACCGCGACAUGGCUGACUCGGAAAGACCACAGGUGAACCGACUGAGCCAUUGCAAACUGGAUUUGAAAUCGAAAUCCGAAGAGUUUCAACUAACACCGGAAGAAACUAAGAUGACAAACACAGUUCUUCUCGUAGUGGCGCUGUUUGUCAUUUGUUGGGCUCCAUUUGCUAUAACCAUGUUUUUCGAUGUGUAUCAUCCCAGGCCCUUACCUCGUGUCGUCGAUAUCGCAGCCUUGCUUCUCGGUUAUCUGAACAGUAUGUGCAAUCCUAUUCUGUAUGGAUUGCGUAAUUCAGCUUUCAAACAGGGAUUUCUGGAUCUGUAUUCGAGAUUUCUACCCGAACGGUACAGACCUAACAAGUAACACUUCUAGAAGCCUCUCGAUCCGUGCAAGCUGUGCGAGUGAAUUAUGAGAUAACCUCUUUGUAAAGUGCGUACUGUUGUUAUGUUUCUAUCGUUAAGCUUGUUUUGAAAAUGACUUUUGUUUUCAAUGUAGAAACCCCGGUAGAAACGUCUAAACUGCUCGAUCUGAGAUUACAUUCUUUUUUUGCCAUAAGAAUAUAUUUGCGAAAUUUUAAGAAUGUUUUAGGAACAAACCCGAGGCUGAGAUUUUGAAAAGAAUACAAUUCUGCGUGUUGAAAAUUUUAAAAACAUAUAUUUCUAACUAAUCCGUAUACAUACAAUUCUUCGUUUGUCUAA
Messenger RNA from Orbicella faveolata, 2580 nucleotides. RefSeq names its product G protein-coupled receptor 161B-like. Gene Ontology annotation, molecular function: neuropeptide Y receptor activity. NCBI's taxonomy places the organism in Eukaryota, Metazoa, Cnidaria, Anthozoa, Scleractinia, Merulinidae. The record is from RefSeq and is a predicted model, not a curated record. Gene Ontology annotation, cellular component: membrane. Gene Ontology annotation, biological process: G protein-coupled receptor signaling pathway.